GCGGUCUCGGCGAAACAUUACAUUUUGUACUGUGUUUUGGAAAAUUUAUUGGGUGCACAUAUACAAAACUAUGAAACUCCUUUCAAUCUCAAUUUUUUUGAUGCUGUUUCAUGAAGGAAUUUCAGAUGACAACCAAUGGGGUACGGUGUGCGACAAAGCCUGGGACAUCAAAGACGCCUUCGUUGUAUGCAAUGAACUGGGACUGGUCAAAGCGAUCCAAGAGACAAAGAAAGCCAAAUAUGGUCAAGGUCAAGGUCCCGUAUGGCUUAGCAAUGUGCAGUGCUCAGGAGGAGAGAGAUCUCUGCUAAGCUGCCCUCACUCUGGGUGGGGAAAUGUUGGUAGUUGUACCCAUGGUAACGACGCAGGUGUAAAGUGUUUGCAAAAAGGUCUUCCGCGUUUGAUUGAGGUUGGCUGUUAUAAAGACAGUAAAACCAAUCGAGCCCUUCGAACUCUGUACGCCUAUCUACGAAAGGAAAUCGAUUGGUAUAACAUAAGAAACAUGGUUACCAAGUGUGCCGAAAAAGCCUGGCAACGAGGAUUCCGAUAUUUUGGAAUCCAAUUUUACGGAGAAUGCUGGAGUGAUGAAGAAGCCGAGACACGAUACGAUAUGCAUGGAGAGGUUGGACAACUACAGAGCAAACAGAACUGUAUUGAAGGCGUUGGGAUGCACUGGGCAAAUUUUGUGUACAAGUUUGCACCUUGGUCGGACCUGGGAUGUUGGAAGGAUAAUACACGUGACCGAGCAAUGGAAAAGUUGCUUGUGAACCUGCGAUCCCAGAUUGAUUGGUUUAACAUCGGUAAAACUGUCGACCUUUGCUACCAGGCCGCAAAGAAAGAUGGGAAGAAGUAUUUUGCCGUGCAGUUUUACGGCGAAUGUUGGGUGGAUAAAGAUGAUACAACUUACACGAAGCAUGGAUCGAGCACAUCCUGCUGGAGUGGAGUGGGAAAACAAAGAACAAACUAUGUGUACAGUGUUCUGUGGUAAGAAGUCAGGUCAUUUUCACCGAUUUCUUCACAAGGAGCGUAUCUUUGGCUAGAUGAAGCUGUCGCAGACGCUUUCCACAAUUUGAAUAACAACUAGUUUUGAUCAAAACACUGUAUAAGAAAUAAACACAAGCAAAGUUAA
This is a messenger RNA of Pocillopora damicornis (cauliflower coral), 1126 nucleotides long. RefSeq lists its product as uncharacterized. Gene Ontology annotation, cellular component: membrane. The record is from RefSeq and is a predicted model, not a curated record. NCBI's taxonomy places the organism in Eukaryota, Metazoa, Cnidaria, Anthozoa, Scleractinia, Pocilloporidae.